Messenger RNA from Mycetomoellerius zeteki, 382 nucleotides. RefSeq lists its product as uncharacterized. The record is from RefSeq and is a predicted model, not a curated record. NCBI's taxonomy places the organism in Eukaryota, Metazoa, Arthropoda, Insecta, Hymenoptera, Formicidae. The transcript has 2 exons. The coding region runs from base 80 to 382 and encodes 100 amino acids.
GAAAAGUAUUGCUGUUAAUGCGAAAACUUUAAUAUUUGAUGGAUUGAUCAGCGAAAACCAUCCCACGGAUGUAAAGAAUAUGGCUGAUCACGCUCUUGUCUUUAUGUUUACUUCUCUUGCUGAUAAUUUUCAACAGCCAAUGGCUAUUUUUGGUUGUGUUGGAGCUACUAAGGGACGAGUGUUAGCUCAGUUAACAUUACAAGCGAUAAUAUUCCUAGAAGAAGUAGGUGCUCGUGUUCAUGGCAUUAUUUGCGAUGGUGCUACUACUAACAGAAAGAUGUGGGACGAAUUUGGCAUUUCUGGAAAAAUUCAAAAUACUAGCUCUCAAGGGCAAGUUUAUAAACUGGACUUAUUACAAAUUAUUAUACGAAGAAGAUUCUAA